CUCCAGGAGUCCGAACACCAGCAGUGGACCAAGGCCUUGCAGCUGCCUACAGCCAUGUUGGCCCUCAACCUGCUCAUACUAGGUCUGCUCUCUGCAGUGGCACCUGCCAGCUGUCAACAAGGUCGGGGGAACCUCCAGCCCUGGAUGCAGGGCCUUAUUGCGGUGGCCGUGUUCCUGGUCCUUGUUGCAAUCGCCUUUGCUGUUAACCACUUCUGGUGCCAGGAAGAGCCGGAACCUGGGAGCAUGGUCAUGAUCGUUGGAAACAAGGCAGAUGGGGUCCUGGUGGGAAUGGACGGCAGAUAUUCCUCAAUGGCGUCUGGUUUUAGGUCCAGUGAGCACAAGAAUGCCUUCGAGAAUGUUCUGGAGGAAGAGGGCAGGGUCCACAGCACACCCAUGUGACAAGCUCAUUGAUGGCCCCAGUCCCCAGGCUAUAGGGCACAUAGAGUUGAUGCCCACCACUUCACCCAGUCACUGUUCUGCAGUAAUCUAUUAACAAAAGCUGGCCCUCUCAGCUCUUUUGAAUCACAGCCAUCUCAGCCUAGGGCUGAGGCCAAGCUGAGCACAGGAUGUGAUGUGGCCCUGUGGUCUUCCUGGGGUCUUCCACCCAAUUCUGAGGAGCCUUAUAAAGAGACACCCAGCUCAGCCCUUACCCUUUCAAC
Messenger RNA from Onychomys torridus (southern grasshopper mouse), 659 nucleotides. It is a transcript of the gene Pdzk1ip1, whose product is annotated as PDZK1 interacting protein 1. The transcript has 4 exons. NCBI's taxonomy places the organism in Eukaryota, Metazoa, Chordata, Mammalia, Rodentia, Cricetidae. Bases 55 to 399 code for a protein of 114 amino acids. The record is from RefSeq and is a predicted model, not a curated record.